CCAUCGCUGCUGGGACAGGUGUACCUACCGUUGGUGCUGGCCCGCUGCCGUUACCGUCUCCGAAGUAUUUUUCCCUGUGAGGAUGGAACAAGUGAAAUACCCGUGGGUCACUCUGACUAAAGUCCAGUGUGCAGGACUGAGCAGAGGUUACUAGACCGUAGCACUGUUUCCCAUACAUUCUUGCUGCGGCGCCACCCUCUGAGAAAACUAGGCCCUGUUUCUUGCAUUUGUAAUCACCAAAUAUAAUUAGCAGUUAUCAGUUUAUUCCUAGGAUUAUUCCAGCCUCUGUGAUCAUGGAAACUUCAAAUCGGUUGGAAGCAGGGGGAGAAGAGGCUGAGAAUAAGAAAGCUGAGGAGCCCAAGACCGACCAGAUGGUAAGAAAGAAAAUGAUAAUCCUUUCAAGUUUGGCAUGUGGAACCCUUGCUUUCCUUCUUUGGGGGAUUUUAAGAUUUCCUAGAAAAUUUGGAAUUUCAAAGAUCUUUAAAGAUAAGUCAUGCUCACUGGACUUAAAUAAAUGUCCACAAGGCUGGAACCGAAUCCAUAAAUAUUGCUUCUUGUUAUCUGAAUAUGAAACUUCUUGGAGCAACAGCCAGGAAAGCUGCAAAAUAUAUUACGCAUCUCUGGCUAAGUUCAACUUCCCAAAGGAAAUGGAAACUUUGAUGCAAAUGCUGAAGCCCCCUUCUACCUAUUGGAUAGGACUGAACAAACUCAAUGAUAGUGAAACCUGGAAAUGGGCAGAUGGGAGUGUAUACAAACAAUGGUACAAAAUUGAAGAUAAUGGUAAUUGUGUCUACAUAGAUAAGAGAGUCAUGAAUAGUGCCAAAUGUGAAAAAAACAAAAAAUAUAUUUGCAGCAAUAAAAGCUUCUGUCUUUAGAGUUCUUCCAUAUGGAAAAUAAGAAAAACUGUCCUCUUUAUGCAUUAUGAACUCAUAUAGAUACAUUUUAUUUCCCACUAAACAUGUUUUAAGAUGAUUGAUGGAAAUUUAAAUAAAAAUUAAUUUUUUUCUAAAUAA
Messenger RNA from Ictidomys tridecemlineatus (thirteen-lined ground squirrel), 1013 nucleotides. The record is from RefSeq and is a predicted model, not a curated record. Lineage: Eukaryota; Metazoa; Chordata; Mammalia; Rodentia; Sciuridae.